Molecule: messenger RNA, 4012 nt
Organism: Xiphophorus couchianus (Monterrey platyfish)
Lineage: Eukaryota; Metazoa; Chordata; Actinopteri; Cyprinodontiformes; Poeciliidae
Gene: ntan1
Product: N-terminal asparagine amidase
Exons: 9
Coding region: 131-1132 (333 amino acids)
Biological process (GO): ubiquitin-dependent protein catabolic process
Cellular component (GO): nucleus
Molecular function (GO): protein-N-terminal asparagine amidohydrolase activity
Source: RefSeq, a predicted model, not a curated record
UUUAAAACGAAAAAGACUGCGAUCAUUUCAGGAAGUUCUGUUUUAUAGUGAACCAAUACUGAUACCGAAGUUAUUGGUGUUCUUGUAGCAUAAUACCGAACUGGUUUGGAAGCGGACCAGGUGGAAGGACAUGCCUUUGUUUUUUCAGAACAGAGAAUUAGAUUGCUUCAGAUCAACAGCGGAAUUAUUCGACAAAUAUCCACAUUUACAGGAAAAUGCAAAAGCAUUUCGCUCCAAGCCACGUGUUGAUGUAGAUGCGAAGCACCUUCUGUAUGUUCAGCAGAGAGAGUUUGCAGCGACAACUCCAGCAGACAACUGCGUUUCGAUCCUUGGAUCAGAUGAUGCUACCACCUGCCACUUGGUCGUGCUGCGACACACCGGUAGUGGAGCUGUCUGUCUGUCUCACCUCGAUGGCUCCAGCACCAGGACUGAGGUCCAGCUCACUAUGAAAGCCGUCACAUCACUGAGUAACGGCUGUAAUGAGGGCAGAUUUGAGCUGCAUCUAGUUGGAGGGUUUGAUGACGAUGACAAAAGAUCUCAUAAACUCAGCCUUAACAUCCUGGCAGCGUUCCAGAAACAGAAGGAUCACAUUCACCUGGAGACAUGUUGCAUCACAGGUUUUAUAUGUUUUCUAUCUUUUGCAAAUACUGUAGUUAGACAUUCUGAUUUCUCAGUCACAAUUCUUUCUGUUGUAGAGAUGAACAAUGUAGUUGACAAGGGAAUUCAUAAACCGAUAGUAUAUGGAAUAGGUGUAAAUGUUAAAACAGGGGAAGUGUUCCCUGCCUCAUUCCCUCAUAAAGGACCUGCAGAGAUGCUACGGUCAGCACGGACCUUCACUGGAGGAGAGAUGACUGACAUUUAUGACUCAAGACAUGGACUUAUUAAAGUUGGACCAUGCCAGUGGAGUCCUGAUUUGGAAAUUGCCUUCUGGUUGUCACAAAGUGAUGCCACUAUUUUAAAGUACCUGUCCACGUCUCCGUUUGCUGAACCGCCGCACUUUGUCCAGCACAUUAAGUCCACCAUCCAGUUCCUUUUGUCGCAUCCAAACUCUGACAGCCUGUUCCCGGGAGGUCAGCCGCACCUCUACCACUGGACGGAGAGCGGUAGCUGGGAGAGGCUUGUCCAGUCAUAACAAGUCACAGCUGAACCUUUAAAUGCUAUUUGACUGUUUUUCUGUUUUCCAAUGGAAACACUGACCCCUUUUCAAUCAGAGUAUUUUCUCAAGAAUCCAAUCCCAGACCAGCGCUUUGCAAAUGUAUUCAUACCACAUGGAUCAUUUCCGAUCAGCUCCUCUGAGUAAAGCCAGUUUUGUAUUUGCAUUUUGCAGAUUGGAUGGAGGGUUUUUGUGAUUAUCAUUUUUCAAGUCUACAGAUUCUUUUAGAUUAGCUUGAGGAUUUUGAUUGGGAUAUUUUAACACGCAAGUACACUUUGAUCUAAACCAUUGCUCAAGCCAACACACAUUAUUUACGUAUUAUCUAAGCCAACACAGCUUGUGUAAAUAGUUAAAUUACUCUCCUAAAGUUCUGGAGGAGUUGUGUUGAACCACGGAAAGACCUAGAACUUGCAGAAUACCGGACCCUGAGGACUUACUUUGGUAUGUCUGGUUUAGAUUGAAUGCUAAUGUCUUGACCGGUUAACAGUUAUGAUUUAAGCUUUUACACACCUGACCUGUUUUCUGGGGGGCCCUGGUUUUCACAAUGCUGUUUGUUCACUAACGCACACUAGCAAACCUCUGAGGCCUUCACAGAAUAGCUCGAUUUAAACAAAUUUAUAUUUACUCAUACGAGGAAUUAGGGCUGGGCGAUAUGACUUCAAAAUUAAAUCUCAGAUUUCGUCAUUCCAGAUCCGAUAUUGUUUUUUUCUUGCUUUCUUUUCUUUAAAAGAAAAAAGAGAAAAUAUUUUCAAAAAGUGGCUUUUGUCAUUCUUUUUGUGAGUUGUGCGAGGGUGUAUUAGGGCCAGGCAACACAAUUUUAAAAAUUGUUUAAUUGCGAGAAUAUAGUCAUAAUAUUAGCAGAAUAAAGACAAAUUUUACUAGAAGAACGUCUUAAAAUUGCAAUAAAAAGUUGUUUUUAUGAGAUAUAAGCUCCUAAAGAGUUAGUUGGCUACCUAAAUCCAUGUCGGUUUUUUCUUCAGAAUAGACAGUCGUUUGCACAAUUGUUUCAAAGUCCUGUUGUUGAUAAUAAUUUGAUGCUGGUGUGUUAAAAGAUGAGGUAUUUUCUUAUCUAUAAACUUAUACCAGAGUAUAACCUCGUACACAAACAGAAGCUGUAAAACCUGUCCAGCAAGAUGGCCGGCCUUGGGUCUGCUGACAUCAUUCUGAACUAUAGAAACCCAAGGAAUAAAUUGUUGAAGAUUUAAUUUUGCCCAAAAAUGAAAUCUUCAAAAACCCAAAUUUAGAUUGAUCGAUAAAAUGUAUUCAUCGUCCAGCCCUAGGAGGAAUGUAUUGAUGAUUAUGUGACUUGUGAAUAUAUUUGCUUGCUCUGUAUUUUAUUUGGGGGUAUCUGCGUAUUAGGACCUGUAUGAAUAUGUUUACCACACUUUUGAGGUUUUUAUUGGUUAAGGAGAAUGGGAUAUUUUCAUUUUCCUUCAACAUUUCAACAUUAUAGUUAUGCACUACCUUAUGUUGGUCUGUCUGUCUAAAUUAAUGGAAGCUUCUUUUUCAAGGUGCAGCACAUUACCUCUCCAGUCUCAUAUGGUAACAAGAUGUAUCCAUUGGUCCACUGGAUUGCUGUGCAUGGUUUCAUAACUAUACCAGUUUGUGGUUUAACUUUGCCUUAGUGUUGGCCGGUUUCACACUGCAGUCCAAAAGAAGGCGACACUUUGCCCUUAUUUUCUUUCAAAGUAAAGAUUUUUGGGGGGAUGGGUUCACCACAGCUCUAAUGAAAGCCCUACACUGAGUAAUAAAUGGCCCUUUUCACACUGUUUCCUAAAAACAAGCGCCCUCACUGAUUUUCUUCUGUACCUGCUGAUGAUGAAUACUCAGUUGACCUUUCUUGGUGCCACCUUUUCAUGGUUUAUGUUUAGUCGGUGGGUUUAAAUUGUUUCACAGGGUAUAUAUUGAUGUUUUUGGGGGGGGGGGGGUUUAUGUGAGAACAUGUUUUUCCAUACUAUAUUCCCUAUGUGUCCACUGUUUCAGUUUAACUUGUGGAAAUUGUAGUUUUGGUUUAUAUUAACAGAGUGUGAGUUUGACUCUUUCUGCUGCCAAAACAUCCGAUCUUCAAGUAAAACAUUACCCACGCAGGAUUUCUGAAGAGAACCAAAGUGUUACCACAAACAGUACCACACAGUAAAAACACUUUUACAGAAAGCCAGGGGAACUUCUAUUUAAUGGAAAAGUCCAUUUAAAACCAUCCAUCCAUCCAUCCAUUUUCUGUUCACCCUUGUCCCUAAUGAGGUCGGGAGGGUUGCUGGUGCCGAUCUCCAGCUUACGUUCCGAGCGAGAGGCGGGGUACGCCCUGGACAGGUCGCCAGUCUGUCUUAGGGCAACACAGAGACAGACAGGACACACAACAAUGCACACACACACUCACACCUAGGGAGAAUUUAGAGAGACCAAUUUACCUGACAGUCAUGCUUUUGUGGGAGGAAGCCAGCAUACCCAGUGAGAACCCAUUCAUGCAGCGGGAAAACAUGCAAACUCCAUGCAGAAAGACCCCGGGCCGGGAAUCGAACCCAGGACCUUCUUGCUGUGCAGUGCUACCACUGUUCAGCCCCCAUUUAAAACCUUUCUGUAUUUACAGACUCAAAACAAAUAUCUGUACUGUUCUAAAGUGCAUAAAUUGUAGAGGAAGUGGUCAGUUUGUUGAAUGUUUUUUUAUCUGUGGAAAUGUACCUUCAAAAAUAGAGUUGUCUUUUAUGUUUAUUUAUCCUUCGCUCUUGACCAUGUCACACUUUAUAUGAAUGUUUCUUUUCAAAAGUGUAUGUGUUUAUGUCAAUCAAAAUCCUCUGCGAGUAAUGGUAGGAAUUAUGGCAUAGUGUAGUAAAAAAUCUGAGCAUAUGGCCUUCUGAUAAA